GCGUUGAAGGCCGUUGUGGUCAGUGGUUUUCUCUGUCCGCGGCCAGGACGGGUGUGGGUCCUGCUGCCGACAUGGCCGACCCGGACCCCCGCUACCCGCGCUCCUCGAUCGAGGAUGACUUCAACUACGGCAGCUGCGUGGCCUCUGCCAGCUUGCACAUCCGGAUGGCCUUUCUAAGAAAAGUAUACAGCAUCCUUUCCCUGCAAGUCCUUUUAACCACAGUGACCUCUGCAAUCUUCUUAUACUGUGAACCCAUGAGGGUAUAUGUUCAUGCAAGUCCUGCCAUAAUUUUGGUGUCUGCUCUUGGAUCUCUGGGCAUGAUAUUUGCAUUGAUUUUAAACAGACACAAGCAUCCCCUGAACCUGUAUCUUCUUUUUGGAUUUACACUGUUGGAAGCUCUGACUGUGGGCGUUGUUGUUACUUUCUAUGAUGUAUAUAUUAUUCUGCAAGCCUUUAUACUGACUACCGCAGUAUUUCUUGGUCUAACUGCAUAUACUCUGCAAUCCAAGAGAGAUUUCAGCAAAUUUGGAGCAGGGCUGUUUGCUGCUUUGUGGAUUUUAUGCUUGGUAGGAAUCUUGAAGUCAUUCUUUCACAGUGAGACAGUGGAGCUGGUCGUGGCUGCUGGAGGAGCCCUGCUUUUCUGCGGCUUCAUCAUCUACGACACCCACUCACUGAUGCAUAAACUGUCACCAGAAGAGUAUGUGUUGGCUGCCAUCAGCCUCUACUUGGAUAUUAUCAAUCUGUUUCUGCACCUGCUACGUUUUCUGGAAGCAAUUAACAAAAAGUAACUGAAGGCCAUCUCUAAAAACUGUUUCAUGAUGUAAUAAAGCUCAAGAUAUAAUUAAA
This is a messenger RNA of Ochotona curzoniae (black-lipped pika), 846 nucleotides long. RefSeq names its product transmembrane BAX inhibitor motif containing 4 (gene TMBIM4). Gene Ontology annotation, biological process: negative regulation of apoptotic process. The coding region runs from base 72 to 788 and encodes 238 amino acids. NCBI's taxonomy places the organism in Eukaryota, Metazoa, Chordata, Mammalia, Lagomorpha, Ochotonidae. Gene Ontology annotation, cellular component: membrane. The transcript is spliced from 7 exons. The record is from RefSeq and is a predicted model, not a curated record.